Molecule: messenger RNA, 860 nt
Organism: Schistocerca americana (American grasshopper)
Lineage: Eukaryota; Metazoa; Arthropoda; Insecta; Orthoptera; Acrididae
Product: glutathione S-transferase omega-1-like
Exons: 5
Coding region: 45-794 (249 amino acids)
Biological process (GO): glutathione metabolic process
Cellular component (GO): cytoplasm
Molecular function (GO): glutathione transferase activity; glutathione dehydrogenase (ascorbate) activity
Source: RefSeq, a predicted model, not a curated record
GUCCAACUCGUGGCUGUUGUCAUUAGUGCUGUCAACUGCGUGCUAUGCGUUUAGGGGAGACAUUUGAGAUGGGCAUUAAGUACCUCAAGAAAGGUGACCCGCAGCCGCCGCCAGUGGAGGCUGGCAAGCUGCGACUCUACUCCAUGCUGUACUGCCCGUACGCACAGCGGGCGCGGCUCGUCCUGGCUGCCAAGGGCGUCCCCUUCGAAAUGGUGGACAUCAACCUGAAGAACAAGCCGGAGUGGUACAGCAAAGUGCAUCCGGAGGCAAAAGUGCCAGCCCUAGAGAUGGGUGGCGGCGAGGUGGUCGUCGAGUCCCUCGACAUAUCGGACUACCUGGACCAGAAGUUCCCAGAACCACCCCUGUGGUCUACUGACCAGGAUAAGAACCUUCACCACAAGCAGCUACUGGAGACUUUCGGGAAGCUGGAGGGGCUCUUCAUGGAGGCUAUACGUGCAAAAGACUCUCAGGCGCUGGAGGGUAUCCUACUAAAUGUGGCUCCCAUCCUACAACUAUUCGAGGAUGAACUGGCAAAAACUAGAUCGCAGUUCUUUGGAGGAAAUCGUCCUGGCAUGCUGGACUACAUGAUCUGGCCGUGGGCAGAACGCUGUGCAGCCGUGCCUGCUCUACUUACUGGCGUUACCUUUCCCACAGAACACGUCCCUCGAAUUAUGGCGUGGGGAGCAGCAAUGAUGCAGGACCCGGCGGUGAAGUUGUCAGCUAUGUCUGCAGAAGCACACGCCAACUUCAUCAAGAAGUAUGUGGACGGCAGCCUUGAUAUGGAUAAGCUGUAGAAGACGUGGCCCAUUGUUUGGACGUGCCUUUUGCAAAAAUACUCCAAUUGCAUCUGUUGUAGCAUG